AAUUACUACGGGGUAUUAAUCAAUGUUUCAGAUCUUCACAAGGCCGACCGAACCUUCGUAACUGGAACCCUAAUGGCAUAAUUAUGCACUAUCUGCCAUCAACGGUGCGGUGGCAUGUAUAUAUGUUUUACUGCAAGCCCUGAACUCGUCGGCAAAAAAAAUCCCCUCUUUCAAGCGUUCGCACUCCUCAGCGGAAAAUAAAUUUUGGAGGCCAUGGAUACUCACUCAAAGAUGAUAUACCUCCCAGACACCAUGGUCAACUGGCCCUGGCCUCGUGCCAUCAAUCCGCAUUUUGAAGAUGUGAAAGCUGAAGUCGGUGCUUCGUUCCGUGAUUUCAAGGCUCUGAGUCCUGAGUCACAGGAAGCAUUCGACAAAUCCCGCCUAGUAGCACUGGCUUAUCCCAAUGCACCACGAGAACACAUUCGAAUCGGCUGUGAAUUAAUGAAUGUUUUCUUCCUUUUGGAGGAGUACACCGACAACGAAAAUGGGGCAGUCACCAAAGAUAUGGCGGACCUCGUGAUAGACGCCAUAAACAAUCCUCAAAAGAUACGACCUGAAGGCGAAUGCAUUCUCGGUGAAAUCGCGCGACAAUUUUGGGCUCGUGCCAUCCAGACCGCAAGUCUGUCUUCUCAACGUCACUUUCUUGAAACCUUUACUGCAUACCUUCGUGCAGUAGUUGUCGAGGCCCUUGAUCGCGAACAAGGUCAUAGGCGCAGUAUCGAUGACUACCUCAAGCUCCGGCGGCUUACUAUUGGCGCACACCCGUCUUUCACGAUAUGUGAAAUGGGGAUGGAUCUUCCUGAUGAAAUAUUCUACCAUCCCAUCAUUGUGGAACUUGCUGGAUGUAGCACAGAUUUGAUUAUAAUUGACAAUGACAUGGUUUCGUACAACAAAGAGCAAGCAGCUGGAAAUGAAAACCAUAACUUGAUUAGCACUGCCAUGCUGGAACUCGGCCUUGACAGAGGCGGCGCGAUAUCUUGGGCAGCACAUUAUCACGCUGGACUUGAGAAACGAUUUAUCGACGGUCUUGCAAAGGUCCCUUCAUGGGGGCCUUCCGUCGAUGUUUUAGUCAAGGAGUAUCUUGACGGGAUAGCAAACUGGCCUCGAGCGAACACUUGUUGGAGUUACGAAGGUCAAAGGUACUUUGGCACCAGAGGCCUGGAAAUACAGCAAACUAGACUUGACCCGCUAUUGCCAAAGGCCGAGCGCAAAGCCGCAUGAGAACAUCUAUUCAGAUAUACAAGUCCUUCCAUAGAAUUCGGCGCUAGUUUGUCUUUCUCUUGCGCAUUUGGAUGCGAUAUGUU
Molecule: messenger RNA, 1304 nt
Organism: Suillus subaureus
Lineage: Eukaryota; Fungi; Basidiomycota; Agaricomycetes; Boletales; Suillaceae
Product: isoprenoid synthase domain-containing protein
Exons: 7
Coding region: 214-1221 (335 amino acids)
Source: RefSeq, a predicted model, not a curated record